ACACUUCUUCAAUGAUCAUAACGUAACGGAGACUUUUUACAAAAAAUAUUAUUUGUCGUUUUCGUUAAAACUGGUGAAUAAAAUAAACAAAUAAUAAAAUAUUGUAAAUUAAACAAAUAUAUAUAUAUUUAAGCAAAAAAUUAAAUUUGUUUAUAUGUAAUAAAAACAUUAUUUCAGAUGACUAAAUAUAUUUGUGUAAAAAUUUUUUUAUCUAACAUUAUAUACAAAUUCUAGUGCUUAAUUAUUAUUAUACUUUUUGUUUGUUUUUUGGGAAAUUUCUAAAACGUCAGUAUAAACGUCAAAGUGAAAAGCGGGUUUUUUUUUGUGUGUUAUAUAUGUUAGAAAAAGUAGAUAAAUAUAAUUAAACAAAAAAGAAUUAACAGCUGCUUUAGCAACAAAAGAAGUUAUUGUGCCUUUUAAAAAUUAUACAUAAAAAAAUUCCAAAUUAUUUAAAUAAAUUAUACACAAAUAGACAAACAAAUAACAAACUACAAUAACAUAUAUAUAUAUAAAUAAAUUGUAUAAUUAAUAGAAAUUAUUAUUGCAAUUAAUUUGCAAACAAAAACCACAAAAAGAAAAAAAUAUAAUAAAAACAUCAACGACCAGUCUUCGUUUAAAUGGCUGCUAGUUAGUUGACUGCGAUUAGCAAAUCGUUUAACACCACACACACGCUAUUAUAUAUUAAAAAAAUAAAUAAAUAUUAUAAAAUUCCAUUAAACCAGAAACCAAAAACAGACAAGACACCUCUGCCAAAAAUCGGCCAGAGUUAGUAUAACCAAAAAAGUAAAACAAUUGCUUCGAUUAUUGCCAAAAAAAACGACAAACAAUAUCAUCUCUCUAUAUAUCAUCAGCAGUAACACCAUUGUGUGUGUUUGUCUUGAUACUCCCCUCCUCGGUCGUCAAAAACAAACCCACAUUCAAGAGACAUGGCGCAAUAUUUAACACUUUUGUCAGUUCUUUUACUUAUUGCUGUCUUCAAUCCGAUAGUCUGUCCCAGUAGUCAAAUUUAUAAUGAAAGACGUGAUCGAGCACCCUAUAUAGAGUCUAAUGAACAUAAUCCACAAUAUCUGGGAGAUGCAGUUGGACCGUUAGGGAGUCGAUUUAGAAAACCGCCCUCCCAUAAAGAUAAUCAUGCCAGCUAUCGAAGUCAUGAACAAUUCGCCGCCUCACCGCCAGUUGGACAUGGCUACAACCCCACACAUAAUAAUGAACAGCAGCAUUCCAGCACAGAUUCUAUAGUCGAUAAAAAUAUACGUAGUGUAUUUACGACAAAUUUUGGACCUGGUUUAUAUUUAUUUAAAAAUACAGCACCAUUUGUCAAUCAAACUCAUUUUAAUUCAUAUGCUGAUCAAAUGAUUGGCGAUCAACCCGAUCCAUAUACACCACAAUCAUCAGCCUCAUCUAGCGAUAAGGAGUUCUUUAAGGUUCAAAGAAGUCCAAAUGGAAAAUUGAGUCUUGUCUAUAAUGAAGAUUAUGUACCAAAAGAGGAGAAGAAUAACACAAAUCAUAAUACUACUGUUAAUCAGAAUAGUAGCUCGCAUAGUAAUGAAAGUUUCGAAAAUAGAUUUCAAACUCAUUUUCCCGGUGGACUUCCUUUGACGAAAGAUAAAAUUGAAACCUCACCAUCGUCUGUGGAUUAUACUCGAACUCAAGAUAGAAUAGUUCAUUUCCCCACCGAAGAACCCGAACCUGAAACUGAAAAAACCGUCGUGAAAAGAAAAGAACUUGUCGAUACCAAUGACUGUUUGGAAAAGGAUGCCAUCAAUGGCAAACCAUUUUGUACUCAGCUACGUAAUUAUCCCGAGAAGUCACAUUUGGAACAGAUUAUCAAACAGAGAUUCUCGAAUUUAGAAUCAUUCUUUGGUGAAGAUUUGGUUUUGCCACAAAACAUAAGUCAACGCAUGAAUAACGAACCAAAUGAAGAGUUUCUGUGUAAGAGUCGUGUUCGAGUUAUUUAUCCUCAAGCGGGUGUUGAUAGGGAAUAUAAUUGGUUGGUUAUAGUAAAUAUUCCUAAAUAUAAACAGGGUAUACGUAUAGAGGAGUGUGUUAAUGAGGGCUCCACCUGUGGCGAAAAUACUGGUCUAAGUUUACCCAAUCGCUAUACCGCUACGUGUAAACAGAGUUACAUUUAUCGCUCUUUAGUCGCCUAUACAAGUGAUGAUACCGUUAUAAAAGAACAGUUUAAAAUGCCUUCCUGUUGUAAAUGUGUUCUGAGAACUGAGGUCUGACUGGGGUCCUUAUAAAAGGUAAUGGGGACCUCAGUAGUAUGUUGCCGUUUUUUUUAAUUCGAACUCAAAAUGUGAUUUAAGAAACCCAAACACUCACAGGAUGGAUGGCAGGCCAAACUGUCCAUUACUUUAGAUCUUAAAUAAAAAAUUUAGUUUAAAAUAAUAUUUUCUUUGUAGAGAUUGUUAAAUGAGUAUUUUAAAUUGUUAAAAAAAAAGUUAUUUGUAUAAAUAUUAAAGAAAAUUUGACAAAAUGCUUAGUUGGUAUAACUAAUAUAUUUGUAAAGAAAAGUUAGAUAUAAUUAAUUAUAUAUAAAAUAAUAUUUGUUAAUAAUAAAUUCUAAGUAUAAAACUAUGAUGUUUCCAAUUGUAAUUUUAUAAAUUUAAAUUAAAUUAUUUUAAAGAAUUUCUUUUAGUUUAUGUAUUAAACAUUUAGAAAAAAGGAAUUCUAAUUUUAUGAAAAUAAUUAAAACAGAUUCCUGCAAUACUCGAUGAAAGUGCGAAAAAAGUCUUUUAACAUGAAAUUUCAGAAAUUUAUUAAUAACGUUUUAAGAAAAUAAAAUAAGAUUUUAAAUAAGAAUUGUAUAAAAAUUGUUAAAAAUAUUUUAAAUACAAUUGGAAUGGUAUCUACAGUUAAAAUGUUAAGUUAUUAUUUUAUCAGUAAAAAUUUAUUUUAAACAUCUCGUUAGACAAUCAAAUGUCUGACAAACUUAAUUUUUUACAGAUCAAGUAUCAUCACUUGCCAUAUUGUUGAUAUAUAUGUAUUUCCUGUGCGAUUUUUCCUUUAAGUUAAAUAAAUUAUAUUGCAAAAUUCAA
This is a messenger RNA of Lucilia cuprina (Australian sheep blowfly), 3041 nucleotides long. It is a transcript of the gene spz, whose product is annotated as protein spaetzle. Gene Ontology annotation, molecular function: growth factor activity; Toll binding. The record is from RefSeq and is a predicted model, not a curated record. Gene Ontology annotation, biological process: innate immune response; regulation of Toll signaling pathway; central nervous system formation. Bases 927 to 2228 code for a protein of 433 amino acids. Lineage: Eukaryota; Metazoa; Arthropoda; Insecta; Diptera; Calliphoridae. The transcript is spliced from 8 exons. Gene Ontology annotation, cellular component: extracellular region.